AUGCUCAACUGGGUCACGGGGCUCGUGGCAGACUACGACUUGGAUGCCUUUCGCUUGGACACGGCCAUCUACAUUGACCCGACCUUUGUGAGUGAGGUUCAACAAGCCGUUGGCAUCGAGAUACUCGGCGAGGCAACAGUGAGCAAUCUGACGUACCAGGCGAGCCUGAUGCGCAACGCCAAGGGCGAGCGGGUCCUGACCGGGCUUUUGAACUUCCCCCCAUUUUAUCAGGUGCCGUCUGCCUUUUGCGGCUACAUUCUGGAAUCCGAGUUCGCAAACUACAGCACGCAGGGAAGCUGGAAAAGCAAAGCCGACAUGACGGGACUGGCCCAGGUGAUGAAAGCUCAGCUUGACUCCGAUCGCUACGAGUCGUUAGAUUUGCUCGGUAACUUCGUCGACAAUCACGACGAGUACGGUCGAAUCGCGCACUACUGCCAGUCGGACACCGGACGUAUCAAAAAUGCACUGGUGUGGCUGAUGCUGGCACAGGGCAUUCCGAUUGUUUACUACGGAACUGAGCAAGGCUUGUUGGGGCACCAGUGGCACGGGCCAGGAAACCCGGGCCAAGAUGGGCUCCGGGAGUCGUUGUGGCAAAGCCGCUUUCGCACCGACACAUGGCAGUACCUCUUCAUCGCCGCCCUGAACCGCGUCCGGAGGGACUACAAGAUCGGCGCUGGUUCCAGUGAGGUCAAGUUCUUCUCCUCUGAGUCACUGAUCUUCACCCGCGCCAGCCAUGCGGGCAAACAUGAAGCCUGGGUGUUCCUGAACAAUGCUGCCAACACCACAGCCACCUCCACUUUCCGAUACUGUCCUGGACCGCUGCCCGGCAUCGAUGGCCAGGCCUGGUUCGACGCGAUCUCGGGCAAUCGGAUGGACCAGCGACUGUCGAAGGGCUGCUUCCUGGCCCCCGAUGCGGAGCCCAAAGUGCUUGUGUUGCAGACGGACAACGUGCUCAUCGAGUGA
Molecule: messenger RNA, 963 nt
Organism: Symbiodinium sp. CCMP2592
Lineage: Eukaryota; Dinophyceae; Suessiales; Symbiodiniaceae
Source: the annotation of a GenBank genome assembly